GAAUGGUGGCUGCUUAGCUUUGGUGCGUCGUCUUCGCUGGGCAAACCAACACGGCGGCGACCGAUUCCCACUCGGUGCGUAGGAAGUCCUUCUCCAAUAGCGACGUCAUAUCCUGUCUACGCCCGCCCUCCUUCCCCCCCCACCCCCGCGGCCCCACCUACCCGAUCAUGCUCCGAUCGGUGUUCUCUUGAUGCCUUCUCCUCUCCUCCGCCGCGGCCGCAGUCCCUUCGAUUCCGUGCGGGGGAAUAGAAGUAGCAGCAGGGGGAGCAGCCACGAUGGCUUCGAUCCGCCGCGCCCCCUUUGCCGCCGUCCGUGAUCGCCCCUCGAAGGGCCAGUCGUUGCUCGGCCGGCCUGCGCAAUCCUCCCCCUCUCUGCUCCAUGGCCUACGAUGCCUCCUCGGCGGCUUACCCGCCCGUAGAGGCCCCUGGCGCCGAUCCUUCCUCCGCGCCCUCCUCUUCGCCUUCCUCGUUGGCUUCUUCUGGGGCCUCUUCUCCUUCCCCGACCUCGACGACGCCGGCAGCCUCGCGCCGCCCCAUGGCUUCUUCUUCGACCCCGUCCGCUCCGCGAACGCCACCGCCGCUGAGGAGCCCGUGGAUCCUUUCAGCAAGCUGUUGAUCAUCGUGACCCCCACGUACAACAGGGCCUCCCAGGGGUACCACUUGAACCGCCUUGCCCACACGCUGAAGCUCGUUCCCCCGCCUCUCCUCUGGAUUGUCGUCGAGACGAAGACGGCCACCCUCGAGACCGCCGACAUCCUCAUGAGGUCCGGCGUCAUGUACAGGCACCUCGUCUGCCGCAAGAACACUAGCGUCAGCCUCCACAGAGACGUCCGCCAGCGCCACACCGCGCUCAAGCACAUCAGGCACCAUCGCCUGGACGGCAUCGUGUACUUUGCUGACGACGACAACGUGUACUCCCUCGACCUCUUCGAGCGAUUGAGACGGAUCAGGAGAUUUGGCACUUGGCCUGUGGCAAUGCUUUCUCAAAGCAAAAAUAAGGCAAUUCUCGAAGGCCCAGUAUGCAGUGGAGGUCGAGUGAUUGGAUGGCACACGAACGAAAAGGGCAACAAUCUCCGGAGAUUUCAUGUUGAUAUGUCAGGUUUUGCAUUCAACAGCACCGUACUAUGGAAUCCUAAGAGGUGGAUGUACCCAAAAGAUGCCAUUGAGCUUCUGGACACUGUAUCAGAAGGUUUUGAGGAUACAGGAUUUAUUGAACACAUAGUCGAGGAUGAACACCAAAUGGAAGGCUUACCUGAUGAUUGCUCGAGGAUUAUGAAUUGGCGUAUGCAUUUGGAAGCUAAAAAUCGUGUUUAUCCUAGGGGAUGGCAAACCUCAAAGAAUCUUGAUGCUAUCAUUCCUUUGAAAUAGGAAUUAUAUUUUUUCAAAGUUAGGUGAUUCAGGGAGGAGACAGACCGCUGCAGUACCGAGCUUUGAAGUUGAAGGGAGCCAUUCUGCUUCACAGCAGGGCAUCUGCUCAUGGAUGGCCCGGUGCCGCCAUUAACAUUGCAUUUAAUUUGUAUUCGUUAUUCUUUGAGAGGACCAUCCUGGGUUUUCUACAGGUCCCCCAAUGUGUACUAGGCGUAAAUAACAUUUGCUGAAGAGGCACAUCAUAGAAGAGUGAUUGCAUUUACAAGAAGCUAUCUUAGCAUUGAUUCUAUGGUUAGUAUUCUGACUUAGAGUAGACGUUUCUGCAGGCGUUCAAAUUUGAAUGAUGAAUGAUGAAUAGUAAGGCGUUUGAUAGGAAAACAAAUGUGGAAUAUGUAAUUGUUGAA
Messenger RNA from Musa acuminata subsp. malaccensis (wild Malaysian banana), 1771 nucleotides. RefSeq names its product probable beta-1,4-xylosyltransferase IRX9H. Gene Ontology annotation, cellular component: Golgi membrane. The record is from RefSeq and is a predicted model, not a curated record. Gene Ontology annotation, biological process: plant-type secondary cell wall biogenesis; glucuronoxylan biosynthetic process. Lineage: Eukaryota; Viridiplantae; Streptophyta; Magnoliopsida; Zingiberales; Musaceae. Gene Ontology annotation, molecular function: galactosylgalactosylxylosylprotein 3-beta-glucuronosyltransferase activity; xylosyltransferase activity.